AUGUUUAAGUUACUCGUAUGUAUUUUCCUUUGUGGGAUCGUGCUCUUCAGCGCAGCGCAGCCACAGGAAGGAGAUGUCCUGCCGGGAUAUCACAAUCUUAAGAAGCUCAGGCCGCUGGGAACUGAAUUUGCCGAGUACUUCCAUAAUGUUACCCUGAGUGACCUGGAAGUCCGGGACCCAAGGCUGCCAAGUCAGCAGGAUCUACUGUGCCUCAGGCACAUGACUCAGCUCACAUUGGGCCUCGCAUCUGGUGAAUUUUGGGCGCUAAAAAUGAUUGACUCGUGGGGUCUUAUUCCAUCUGGCAUCCUCACUGGCAACCAAAACGACCUGGGAAACUUCGACGAGUGCCUCAGUAUCACAAAGGACUCCAUCCGUGGAAAGUACUGCUUUCUAGAGACCACUGUCAGUAAAAUACUCGGCGUCAAUGGAGCGGCAGCUGAGUUUUGGAAACUAAGAGUUGCAACUUGCUUUCCCGCCUCCUGUUCAGCCAGUCACAUGAACAAGUUCCUAAGUCAGAUGACUCAGAGGGUCUUCAACGUGAGUAUCCCCAGCACAGUGAUGAGUAUCAGCGAUAGCACCUGCCAGACGAGUGAACGCGAACCCUGCGAUGGAUUAACCAUUUUCACAAUAGUGCUCUUAUCGAUAAUGGGCUCCAUCGUGGCUCUCUGCACCGUAUACGACUACUUCAGUUGCCACACUCAAAAUCAACUUCCAGCGAUGGUCAAGGUAUUCUCGGCCAGGACCAAUUCCCGGGCCCUGUUCCGCAUCGUUGAGACGAAGCCCAGCUCGAACGUGAUCGACUGCCUUCAUGGGAUUCGGUGCAUGUCCCUCGUGUGGGUGGUCUUCUGUCACGAACAAGGAUAUUUCCUGUCAUCGGCAUAUCUUAACAUCUUCGAUAUCCUUCGGUGGGUAGAAUACCCAUCAUCUAGCAUUUAUCUGCACGGCUUCUUCUCCGUGGAUUCAUUUUUCGUGAUCGGCGGCCUUCUGGUGGCGUUGAUUAGCCUGCGCAUGAUGGACAAAUCAAAGGGAAAAUUGAAUGUGCCUUUGAUGUACCUGCACCGCCUGAUCCGCAUACUUCCCAAUGUGGCCGUGGCCAUGCUCAUCUACACAAAACUCAUGGGUCUGAUGGCCGACGGUCCGCUCUUCAAGGGCGGAUACAGUGGUAAAGCGGUCUGUGGAAAAUCUUGGCAUCGAACUCUGCUGUUCGUAAACAACUAUUUCCUUGAAAGGUGCCUUCCCCAUACCUGGUAUCUCUGCGUGGACGUGCAGCUAUUCCUCAUCUCUCCAAUCCUGCUGAUCAGCCUUCAUAAAUGGGGCAAGAAGGCAGCUGCUGUUAUAGUCGUGGUCAUCGGCCUGUUGGCCGCCUUGCUCUUUGGAUCGAUGAUGGUACACCACUACUCACUCGUGCUGAAGAACACCAACGAAGAGUCGCAAAGGCUGUACACCUCAACGCACUACCAUUGCACUCCCUGGCUCAUAGGAUUCAUAUUCGGCUACUUCCUGUACCUUAACCAGGGCAAGAAGUUCCGCCUGAACUGGUUAGCUGUGUGGUCUGGGUGGAUACUUUGUUUGGCCAUGAUAUUCACCUCGAUAUUCGCCAUCUAUCCGGCGGCAAAGUGGACCACCCCCGCUCCGUCCAGCCUGGAAGAGGCUUCUUACUACACUUUCACCCGGUUGGGCUGGUCAUUGGCUAUUUGCUGGGUGAUCUUCGCCUGCAUGCAAGGAUACGGGGGUCUGGCCAACAGCUUCCUGUCCUCUCCACUGUGGCAACCCCUCUCGAGGCUAUCGUACUCCGUCUACAUUUGGCACGUUUUUAUGCAGGAGCUGAACGCCCGAAGAACUAGGACCAACACGUACUAUUCGGACUACAACAUGAUGCUCAAAUUUUGGUCAGACAUUGGAUUCACCUUCUUGCUUUCCUAUCUGCUCUACCUGAUCAUCGAAGCACCUUUCAAUGGACUUGAUAUUUUCAUCCGGCCUCAAAGGAAGGCACCUCCUACCAUGAAAACCCAGACGAACUCAGAACCUACGCAGGAGAUUCAGAAUAUUGAAGAUGGAUCAAACAUUACAGAAGAGCUCAAGGAUUGCGACACUGUACCGACUAAUUCAGUGUCCAAAUAA
This is a messenger RNA of Drosophila mauritiana, 2121 nucleotides long. RefSeq names its product nose resistant to fluoxetine protein 6-like. Gene Ontology annotation, molecular function: acyltransferase activity, transferring groups other than amino-acyl groups. The transcript is spliced from 9 exons. Bases 1 to 2121 code for a protein of 706 amino acids. Lineage: Eukaryota; Metazoa; Arthropoda; Insecta; Diptera; Drosophilidae. The record is from RefSeq and is a predicted model, not a curated record.